UCCAUAUUCUCUCCCCCGUUCGCGUCUCCACCUUUCUCUCCAUGGCCAGCCUCCACCACCGUCCAACGCGGGGCGAUCUCUUCCGGCCAUCAACCGCGCCCGACCCCGCCGCCGCCGCCGCUUUUCCUCGCCACUCCACGUUAGGCUCGCCAGCCCACAAGAACUGCUUCGCCCGGGAGAUCUACACGACCGCGUCGCCGACGCCGCCGCCGCAGCAGUUCGCGCUGGCGCCGCCGCUGCCGCCGGCCUCCGGCAGGAGGCGCGCUGGUGGCGGCAUGCGCGGGGUCCGCGUGUGUUGCUUCGGCGACCCCGAGGUGAAGCGGCGGCGGCGGGUGGCAGGAUACAAAGCCUACGCGGUGGAGGGGAAGGUGAAGGCCUCGCUCCGCCGUGGGCUCCGGUGGUUCAAGCGCAAGUGCUCCGGCGUCUUGCAUUUCUGACCACCACGCGGCGGCGUCUUUCCGAUUUUUUUUAAAGGUAAAAGUCGUUCUUUUUUGGGCGGCAACAAUUUCUACCACGUACUCUUCGGCGGAUUCAGGUUAUACCGGUGCCUAUUUAUGGAUUGAUCAAGAAUGCAUAGCCAUCGUAUGUGAGCUGAUCAACCCCGUAGAUUCUAAAGAAAUUUUCCCGAGAUUGCAAUUUGCGUCGGUUAUUAUCCAGGACUCGAUGAGGCCGGACUUCAUGCUGCCAUGUUGUUUUUGGAAGUUCAUAAACGUUUGGCUUUGGAUGAUUAAACCGCAACUCCUUAUCCUAAUUCAAUUCGGAAUCAAUCAAUGAACGGCGUUAAGACAUUUUCUCCACAGUUUUAUAUGUUCUGUUUGGACUGAUGUAUAUGAAUUCCAGUUAUGUAAUCGUUCUUGAUUCAAUGUCCUGUUUCUUUUGUAUUUUCUUAUCUACUACUAACAUUUUAGUCAUGGUGUGCACACAAGUGUCAGUAUUACAAUAUGUAUUCUUUUCAACAAGAACAAUUUGUGGGAGCAUAAUUUUAUAUUUGGUAAUUUA
Molecule: messenger RNA, 999 nt
Organism: Phragmites australis (common reed)
Lineage: Eukaryota; Viridiplantae; Streptophyta; Magnoliopsida; Poales; Poaceae
Exons: 1
Coding region: 42-437 (131 amino acids)
Source: RefSeq, a predicted model, not a curated record